UCAAAGAAGCAUAACCAAUUCACAUUUGAAUCCAUCACGUUCUUCUCGUCUAGCAACGACAAUCCUUAUAACAACAAUCAUGAAGUGCAUCGCAGCUGUAGUCAUGAUGGCCGUCGCCCUCGCCGUUGCUGAAGGAUCCAUUGUGCCACUGGCCUAUUCCACUCCAUUGGCCCUUGCUGCCCCACAUACCACCGUUGUUCAGCAGAACCUGGGUGCUCCACUGAUCCAUGCCGCUCCAUUGGCUUACUCUGCCAUUGCCCCAGCUAUUAGCUACGCCGCCCAUGCUUCCGUGAUCCCAACCGCUUACGUCCAUCAGCCAGCCAUUGCCGUCCUUGCCCAAAAGGAGGGCCGUUAUGUGGCCGCUACCCGUGGAGCUGUCCAUGAUGCCCCACUCGCCGGACACGCUAUCUCUCAGCAGUCUCUGAAUCUGGCCCCAGCCCCAGGAACUCUGUAAGCUCCAGAAAUGCUGCGUUGAGCUCAAUGUACCUUUUUAGCGUAAUCUACUGUGCUUGGAACCGAUUGGAACGAAUUAAAGAUGGAUUUGAUUGAAAACUAUUCUUCGAUUAUUCUAUUUCUUGUUAAUUGACAUCAAUAUCAUGGAACAAUUCCACGCCAAAU
Toxorhynchites rutilus septentrionalis is the source of this 618-nucleotide messenger RNA. RefSeq names its product adult cuticle protein 1-like. The transcript has 2 exons. The coding region runs from base 80 to 454 and encodes 124 amino acids. Lineage: Eukaryota; Metazoa; Arthropoda; Insecta; Diptera; Culicidae. The record is from RefSeq and is a predicted model, not a curated record.